AUGUUUUAUAUUAGCCAUUACGACAUUAUUCAACAUAUACCUACAACAUUUUAUAGAUCAUCUAUCCAGCCUUUCCUUUUUACUCUCUUUACAUUCAUUGAUCGAUUUUCUGAUUUUUCCUUUCUUUGUUCUAAUUCAUUCUAUCAUUCUUUCUUUCUUUUUCUUUCUUAUUUUUUCUUCUUUCUUUCCUUCCUUCAUUUACCUCAUACAGCUAUAUUCUUUAUGAUGUUUUUCGAAAAUUCUUUUUUUCCCAAUUUCAUUCUUUCUUUUACUCUCGUAUUUUUCUUUCUUUCAAAUUUUAUUCUUUCUUUUACUCUCGCAUUUUUAUUACCUUUUAUAUUUUCAGAUUUAUUUUCUUUCUUUUUAAUUCUUCAUCUAAUUUUUUCUUUCUUUCUCUUUUCUUUCUUUCUUUCUUUUUUAUUUUUAUUUCAUACAUAUUUUCUUUUUGAUUUAUAUCUCUUUCUUUCAAAUUACAUUCUUUCUUUUACUUUCACAUUUUUAUUGACUUUCAUAUUUUUGGAUUUAUUCUCUUUCCUUCUUUUAAUUCUUCAUCUAUUUUCUUCCUUUCUUUUUCUUUAUCUAUCUAUCUAUCUAUCUAUCUAUCUAUCUAUCUAUCUAUCUAUCUAUCUAUCUCGGUGUGUUCAGAUCUAUCCAUCUAUCUCAGUCUGUCCAGAUCUAUCCAUCUAUCUAUCUUGGUCUGUCCAGAUCUAUCCCUUUAUGUCAGUCUGUUCAGAUCUAUACAUCAAUCUAUCUCAGUCUGUCCUAGAUCUAUUCAUCUAUCUAUCUCGGUCUGUCCCGAUCUAUCCAUCGAUCUGUCGGUCUGUUCAGAUCUAUUCAUCUAUCUAUGUUGGUCUGUCCAGAUCUAUUUAUCUAUCUAUCUUGGUCUGUCCAGAUCUAUUUAUCUAUCUAUCUUUGUCUGUUCAGAUUUAUCCAUCUAUCUCUCUCAGUCUAUCCAUCUAUCUUUCUCAGUCUGUUCAGAUCUAUCCAUCUAUCUAUUUCGCUCUUUCCAUCUAUCUAUGUCGAUCUAUCCAGAUCUAUCUAUCUAUCUAUCUAUCUAUCUAUCUAUCUAUCUAUCUAUCUAUCUAUCUCGAUAUCUAUCUAUCUAUCUAUCUAUCUAUCUAUCUAUCUAUCUAUCUAUCUAACUUGGUCUGA
This is a messenger RNA of Acanthosepion pharaonis, 1152 nucleotides long. NCBI's taxonomy places the organism in Eukaryota, Metazoa, Mollusca, Cephalopoda, Sepiida, Sepiidae. The record is from the annotation of a GenBank genome assembly.